AUGGAGUUGUUGUGUCACGAGGAUGGACAAUUCCAAGACGCCUCAGAAAGCACCACCGAAUAUAUGAAUUCCACUGCUCUUCGGGCCAGCUCUGACCCGACCUUGACACGGGACCAUCGAACAUUGCAGAACCUUCUGUCACUGGAAAAGACCAGUCGGGCCUCACCAUCAUACUUCGGCACGAUUCAGACAGACAUUCAGCCAUAUAUGCGGAGAAUAUUGGCAGUAUGGAUGCUACAGGUAAUGUAUGACAAAAUAUCCAAAAUGAAUUACAUAAUAUUCAGGUCACGGUUAGUGGUAAUUGUGAUAGGAUUUUGCUGUCAAAUUGGAUGUAAUUCUUUCAUUGACCACCAUCAUGCCACUGCAACACCGUCAUCCAAGUUUAAUUGUCUCAGUUCGCUUUCUUAUGUAGCUAAUGCACUCAUCAGCCUACAUUGCACCUGAAAGCAAGAGGGACUCUCUUGGACUGAUUGGGUAAAAUACUAACACCAAAAGAGAGACACAUUGGAGGACUACAGUACAAAAAAGCUACAAGAAAACAUAUGCAUGUGUAUAGAAACAAAUCUAUCCACGAAACCAGUGCAGUCCUUACUUAUCGUUGUUUAACAAACUUAUUUCCUCCAACAGGUUUGCGAGGAGCAGAAGUGUGAGGAAGAGGUGUUUCCUUUGGCCAUCCACUAUCUGGACUGUUACUUGAGUCGCUUCCCUGUUCAAAGGUCCAACCUGCAGCUUUUAGGUGCUGUUUGCAUGUUCCUGGCCUCAAAACUGCGAGAGACGGUACCCCUGAGUGCCAGCAAGCUCUGCAUCUACACUGACAAUGCAAUUACAGUGUCAGAGCUCCUGGUAAACACAAGAUUUGUUUACAAGUUCCAUUUGCUUUUGCCAUAAGUAUAAUAAAAUGGCUGAUACAUUUGAUGCACUUUGACUCGUCAAUAAGUGUGUUAUUACUUCGUAAUAGCAGGUUGAAUACACUGUAAUUUCAGUUCUCUGUUCUGCUUUUCAGUCAGUAGGAGCCUGUUUUAUGUUAAUGUAAUAGCCUACAUAUGUAUUUAUCUGUUAUGCAGCAGUUGGAGCUUAUGAUGGAUUUAAUGUAAUGUGUGGGUGUCUGUUUUGCAGCAGUGGGAACUUGUGGUGGUGGCAGGGUUAGAGUGGGACCUGGCUUCUGUGUUACCCUCUGACUUCCUGGAGCAAAUUCUUCAUGGCAUACCCAUAAUCCCUCACAACCUCCAUGCCUUGCGCAGGCAUGUCCACUCCUACAUUGCACUGGCAGCCACAGGUAGGGUCAGACAUUGUGUAACUCAUGGCGGUGUGAUUGUUGCUUCUAGCAAUGCAGAAACAUUUAGGCCUACACGUCAAGUAUCAUAGAAAAACAAACAUCUCUUUGUUAUUCUAUAUGAUAGGUUGUGCAUGGCACUUCUUUGAUUAAUAAUAGCUUGUGUUUCACUUAUUCAAAGAAAUCAAGUGGCUCUGUGUGAGGCAAACAAAGGGCACACAGCAACCAUAACUUUGAUUACGAUGUGUCAGCGGUUCAUUUGGGGGUAGGGGGGGUGGGCUGAGUUUGUGUAAUCCUGUAUUGUGCGGUGUGAAAGACCCAUGCCCGUCCAUUCAACUGCCUGAUUUCCCACGAAUCUCCCACGAGGUUGCCCGAGGCAACCAGUCACUGGGAUACAGUCAGGGCCAUUUUGAAUAGGCUGUUUUAUUGUAUCUGGAUUCGGCCCAUUCCUGACUCCUGACUUUGAAACCUAUUCUAUGAGGUGUGGGUGAGAGGAUUGCCUGAGAUUGAUUAAUUGUCUCGUCGUCUUUCCUGCCUGGAGCCAUUGGGUUAAAGUGUUAGAUUUUCAGGUUUUGGGAAAUGACCGUCUUUAAGCACUUCCUAUUGUCUGUCAGGGCGGCAUUCCUCUACUCCUAUGGCAUCCUGCCUCAGGGAUUAACGAUGUCUGCUCCAAACCACUAACUCCCAAUUGUUAAGAAAUUAAUUUCUGUUGCACACCUGGUAUUAUGUUCCUUGUCCACAAAGUGGGUCUGACAAUUGCUCUGUCAUCUAAGCAGAUUAGUAUAACAGACUGGUCAAACCUAAAGGUAUUACUUUUCUGCUGAUCUCUUGUUUAUCACCCUGCCUUUAGAGUUUAAAUUCUCUGUGUUCCUGCCCUCCACUAUUGCCUGUGCCAGUGUGGGCGCUGCCAUUCGCAGACUGAAGCUCCUGGAAGGAGCUCUAUCCAAUGAUUCACUCAUGCAGUUGCUAGCCAACAUCUUGGCCAUUGAUCUGGUGAGGCGAAUAUUUAACUAGAAACCUGCUGCUCCUUCUUUAACCUUGUCUGUUUCCUCUUCAAGCAAAUGCCUGUAUUUUCCUUGUUUGUCUGGCUCCUCCUUGUUUUCUUGUUUGUCUGCAGAAAAAAGGCCUCCUUUAUUCAAGGAAGCAAGCAGACUGGUUUUGAAACAAAUAGUACAAAUGUCAUUGUUUUCUCUGGGCCUUGGUUGGUGAGGACUCUGGAGAUUGAUGUUUUUCAGCUUAGACUCUUUCUUUAUGGCGCUGUCCCCAAACAGGAGUCUCUCUGCUGCUGCUCUGACCAGUUGGAGGGUGUGCUGGAGCUCAGCCUGCCCCCCUGCCCCCAGGCACCAGGGGCUUGCCGUUCAGGGACGCCCGGCCCAGAGGUCAGCUACACUCCCACUGACAUCCAGGACGUACACCUGUCACCACUGGGCUAG
Coregonus sp. 'balchen' is the source of this 2706-nucleotide messenger RNA. The record is from the annotation of a GenBank genome assembly. Lineage: Eukaryota; Metazoa; Chordata; Actinopteri; Salmoniformes; Salmonidae.